AUGAGUACUUUUGGCAGAAUGUGGCAAAUAGAACGGUGGAGGGAUGUUUGUGGCUGCUGCGUCUCUUUGCUGCAGCUGCGAGACGAGCUAACAGCAGCAGAGGCUGCGCUGCUGCUGCAGACCCUCAGCAGAAGUCCUUGCUGCUGCAGCAGCGAGCAGUUUGCUGCUGUUCUUGCUGCUGUGGUGCCCCGGCUGCAGGUGCUGGCGGAUUCUUUUACUUCUCUGCAGCUGUCUCAAGUGCUUUCUGCUGCUUCAAGGGCCCCCGCAGUGCUGCCUCCUUUCUUUUUCGAAUUUGCUGCUCGCCGUCUCCGUUUGCUGCUUGCUGCUGGGGAGUUCCAGCAGCCGUUUGAACUUGCAAUGGUUCUGAGUGCUGCUGCUAAGCUCAAGCAGCUGGCUACGCCCGAGCUGCUGCAGCAGCUAAGUGCCCAUGUGCAGCGGCUGCUGCGCCGCUGCCGCUUCCCAGUGCGAGACUUGGCGGUGCUGCUUCAGGGCUUUGCUGCAGCAGGGCAUGCAGACCCGCUGCUGUUUGCUUCUGCUGCAGAUGCUGCAAUGAAGGGCCUGGCGGAGGCAACAGCAGUGGACACCGGCAGGCUGCUGCAGGCGUUUGCUGCUGCUGCAGCGCAGCAAACUUCUGCCCUCGCGAAACCGGCUGCUGCUGCAGCAGGCGCAGCAGCCCUUACACCUGCUGUUGUUGCUGCUGAUCCCAGCAGCAACAGCAACAGCAGCAGCAGCAGCAGCAGCGAGGGGCCAGCAAGUGUGUUUGUGGCUGCUCACCGGAGAGUCUUCAAAGAGUGCGUGAAGGCGCUGGGAGACAGAGUCCUUUUUGCUGCUGCAGCAGAGCUGACAGCAGCAGCUCAAGCAGCAGGUUUGGCGCUGCUGCAGUCGCAGGGCGAGGAGGCCCAGGCCCUCAUGGCGCUGCUGCAGCACAUCAGGAGUGCUGCAGUUGGUUCUUUGGGGCUCUUUACUGCGCCUGCUUUGGCUGCUUUGCUGCACACCUUCGCGCGGUGGCGGCUGGAGUUUCCCCCUCGAGAUCUUUUGAAAGUAAUACGAAGAUUGACGCAGCUGUCGAAUGCUGCUGCUCCUGCUGCUGCUGCUGCUGCUGCUGCUGCUGCAGCGACGGCGGACCCUGCUGCUGCGGCGACAGACGUGCCCUGGCACCCUGUGUUUUCCCCUGCUGCUGCUGCAGCAGCUCUAGAUAAUACGACGCGGCUGAGCUGCCUGCACUCGCUGGGGGUGUUGCUGCGGCCUUUUGCUGCUGCUGCUACUGCUGCUGCUGCUGCUGCUGCUGCGGGGGCAACAGCGCCAGCGCGCGGAAACAGCUGCAGUGCAGAAGCAGCUCCAGGGGGCGCUGCGUGCGGGGGCCAGCGGCACCCCUCCGUAGCAGCAGCAGCAGCAGCAGCAACAGCAGCAGCAGGACGGGAAGGGAGCACGCAGUUCGUGCGUCUGCCUGCUGCUGCUGCUGCUGCUGCUGCUGCUGCGCCCGAGGCAGCAGAGGCCCUUGCUGCUGGGGAUGCUUUAUUUGGCGAGUGGAUGGACUUUGUCUUAAUUUCUUACGCGGCGCAAAUAAACAAAGAAAAGGAAAUAAAUAACAGCAGGGGCCAGCAGCAGCAGCAGCAGCAGCAGCAGCAGCAAAAGAACAUUCAGCCUCUACUAAGGCUCGCAGAGACUCUCGCCAACUGCACGUUCUUCAGCAGUAGCCGGCGCUUUGCUGCCCCGCUGCAGCAGCUGCUGCUGCAGCAGCACGCAGCAGUUGACGCUGCUGCUGCAGCAAAGCUGCUGCAGCAUUUCAAGGCCUUGGGCUUUGCAGAGGAAGACGAUGUGCUGCUGCUGCUCCACGAGAAGGCGCAGGCGCUGCAGCCAGACGCGCCAGCAGCAGCAGCAGCAACAGCAGCAGCAGCAGCAGCAGCAGCAGCAUAUGGAGGAGCGGGAUGCGAAGACACUACAGAGUUCCCUCCAACAGCAGAUAAGUUGCUGCUCCUUUAUCCUCCCGCAGCGGGGGGCAGCCGCACCUAA
Molecule: messenger RNA, 2013 nt
Organism: Eimeria necatrix
Lineage: Eukaryota; Apicomplexa; Conoidasida; Eucoccidiorida; Eimeriidae
Exons: 7
Coding region: 1-2013 (670 amino acids)
Source: RefSeq, a predicted model, not a curated record